This is a messenger RNA of Puccinia graminis f. sp. tritici CRL 75-36-700-3, 1017 nucleotides long. RefSeq lists its product as uncharacterized. The record is from RefSeq and is a predicted model, not a curated record. Gene Ontology annotation, biological process: protein import into mitochondrial matrix. Lineage: Eukaryota; Fungi; Basidiomycota; Pucciniomycetes; Pucciniales; Pucciniaceae. Gene Ontology annotation, cellular component: TIM23 mitochondrial import inner membrane translocase complex. The transcript is spliced from 3 exons. The coding region runs from base 47 to 475 and encodes 142 amino acids.
GCCCCUCCUCUCCCUCUCUUUCCAACAAUCGUCCGAUUGAACUGGAAUGUCCUUACCACGCAUCGUUUCGCAAGUUGUCAUACUCGGUUCGCAGAUUCUAGGGAAAGCAUUUGUUGAAGCAUACCGACAGGCGGCGCGAAAUGCUCGCUCUGGAACUUCACAUGCCGCAAGUGCUGGCGAACGCGGAGGAGCGAAUUUGGGCAACAUGGCUGGGGACGGCUCGGUGAUCACCCGGAAACACAAGAUGACUGUUGACGAAGCAUGCCAGAUAUUGAACGUCAAGAAUGUACCAUUCUCCGAGGGUCCCACCCAAACCGUAGUUUCCGAGGAACUGGCCAACAUGUUGAAAGCAUAUGAACGAAUGUACCAGGCAAACGAGAAUACGAGCAAAUAUCUGUUGAGCAAAGUCGUUAGGGCAAAGGACCGAAUUUCUGCUGAAGUCGAGCUGUCUCAAAACUCAAAAACCCAACCCUGACGAGCUCAACUAUGUACGACGGCGGACCCCGCAAUCGAUGCACAUGGUAAAAACGGCCAGAUCUUCGAGCAACUGGGCGAGCCUUGAGCUACCUCUGCCAAUAAAACCGCUUCAAUUUUUUUAUUUGGUUUACCUCCACUAGAGUUCGAAAGUGUCUUUGCCGCCCAUUUCCCCUGGGCCUUAUGCCGCCUUGACACAUGUUUAUCAAAUCUACUCUCAAUACCACCACCCCCACUCACCGUUGGCCAUCUUUUAUGUCAAUACUACACCACAAGAAAGAAUCUCUAAAUGCAAUUUGUUCCAUCACAUUCACCAUCUCACAACCUCCACCCAUAUGUCUGAUGUUUUGUGCUUUGUCCUUGACAUUUGCUGAUGGUAAUGGCAAAACCCACUGCAAAUGGAGACUGUUACAUGUAACAUGAUGCCUUCACAAUCAAAUCACCUUUGUGGAACAAUGUAGUUUUGGGGCUUGACACCUACUCCUCUUUGAAAAGUCUAAUCAAAAUUUUGAAAAAAAAAAACCUGCAGCAGAUGUGGCUCAU